AAACCCGGACCAUCAGCCCCCUCCCCACUCCCCCUCCCUGGAUCCGAUUCAGCAGACUCGCCACCUGUUUUCGCCCCCGCAGUCUUCUCCUGGGGUUUUGCCUUGCCCCCACAGCCCACACUCUUCCCAUUUCUCGCGUCUCCUCUGGCCACCACCAGGAGCAAAGCCCGAGCCGCAACGCCUCUCGAUCCACGAAUCUCCCCAGCGGAUCUGCUGGUUCCGGAAGGGUUUGGAGCGCGCCGGAGCCUGGAGGCGUCUCGGCGUGCGCGUAAGGUUGGGCCGUCGAGCUGUUUCGGUAGGGGAGGGGGAGGCGCAUGAGGAUUCGCGAGCUGGGGGACGGCGACGGGAGGCCGGUGGAGGGGGAGGAGCAGGAGGACGCCUGGGCGGGCGGCGGCGGCGGCGAGGUCGUGCGGCUGAGGGCCAAGCGCGCGCUCGUCGGCGCCGGCGCCAGGGUGCUCUUCUACCCCACGCUUCUCUACAACGUCCUGCGCAACCAAUUCGAGGCGGAGUUCCGGUGGUGGGACCGCGUCGACCAGUGUAUUUUGCUAGGAGCUGUUCCUUUCCCUAGUGAUGUUCCACGUCUGAAGCAACUUGGAGUUCAGGGAGUUGUAACAUUGAAUGAGCCUUAUGAGACUCUGGUACCAAUGUCCUUGUACCAGGCCUAUGGGAUUGAUCACCUUGUGAUUGCCACAAGAGACUACCUGUUCGCACCAUCCCUUGAAGAUAUUUGUCGAGCCAUUGAUUUUAUCCACCGCAAUGCGUCAAAAGGUGGAACUACUUACGUUCACUGUAAAGCUGGAAGAGGACGAAGCACCACUAUUGUUUUGUGCUAUUUGAUCAAAUAUAGGAACAUGACCCCUGAAGCAGCUUUGGAUCAUGUACGAUCCAUUAGGCCCCGAGUGCUUUUGGCACCAUCACAGUGGCAGGCUGUUAUUGUAUUUAGCACUCUCACCACUGGACGUCUUCCAGUAAGGAGUACAAACCUAAACUGUUACCUAGAAGGCACCAAAGCCUCCAUUCCUGACAGUGAUAUCGAGGACUGCACUGUGGAGUUCGAUUAUGAUGAUAGCGGUUUACCUCUUUGUCAAGUUAUGGUACCGAGGCCAAGCAGUCCGACUGGGUGUGUCGAUGCAGUGUUCAUAACGGAAGCAGAUCUGGAGGGCUAUGAUGCAUAUGUUGAUACCGGGAAGGAUGUUGUGUCAUUUGAAGUAGUAGCGAGUCGCAAGCCCAUUAUGAGGAGACUAUCUUGCCUCUUUGGAUCAUUGAAAGUUACAAGCAACUGUGAACCAGCCCCAAACCGAUUUACCGAGGUUCGCGCCUGCUAGGCAGGCCUGCUACUCGCUUUAUGCAAUUUUCUCCGUGUUGUGAGUCAAGAUAUAUGGGACAUUAGUAGAUAGGCAAGCAGUCAGCCAGUCAGGCAUCGUAGAAAUAUGGAGGUUUCUACAGCCACGGCAAACGCCACCGGGAAGAAGCUUUGUGUGCAUAGGGAGAUGGAGAGUUUAGAGUUGUGAAUGUGCCGAUUGCCUUUUUUUUUCACUCGGAAACAUGUGGUUUGAUUUCACCAUUGUUCUUUGGAAUAAAAAGCUGAUCAUGUUUGGUGUCAGUAUAUUUCAGUUA
Molecule: messenger RNA, 1617 nt
Organism: Triticum aestivum (bread wheat)
Lineage: Eukaryota; Viridiplantae; Streptophyta; Magnoliopsida; Poales; Poaceae
Product: phosphatidylglycerophosphate phosphatase PTPMT2
Exons: 6
Coding region: 315-1325 (336 amino acids)
Biological process (GO): protein dephosphorylation
Molecular function (GO): phosphoprotein phosphatase activity
Source: RefSeq, a predicted model, not a curated record